AUGUCGUACGCUCCUCCUUACGGCGAUCCUUACGCUCGUCCUCCUUCAGAUCGUCCACCAUACGACCCCUACGGGCGCCCACCUGCUGAUCCUUACGCGCGCCCUCCCCAAGAUGGAUAUGACCGCCCUCCCUACGACGGUGGUCGCCCAGCAUACGAUCGUGGCCCAUACAGUGCACCCCCGCCUCUAGCUCGUCCUCCUCCAGGGCCCCCGCCUCCCCUGCCCCAGGGCUGGGUCCAGGAAUGGGAGCCCAGUGCCCGUCGCGCAUUCUACGUAGAACAGGCUACUGGUCGCUCUCAGUGGGAGGCGCCUUACCAGCAGCCCGCUUACUCUGGUUACAAUGAUGGAUCUCGCAGCGCACCUCCUCCCGAGCCCCAGGGUGGCUACUAUGCGCCUCCCCAGGGCCCUCCACCGGUGCCUUACAAUAAUAGUGGCCCUGCCUACUAUCAACAGCCCGAGCCUGAGAAGAAGAGCAGCAACGCUGGGAAGUAUCUCGCAGCUGGCGCAGCUGGGUUGGCUCUAGGUGGUCUUGGCGGUGCUUUGAUUGCACAUGAGCUUGACGAGGAUUCCGAAAAGUCAGAUCGCGAAGAUGCUUACGAGCAGGGUCGUCGCGAUGAAGAGGUGUAUGAGUCAGAUAAUGGAGAUGGUGGUUGGUGA
Penicillium digitatum Pd1 is the source of this 657-nucleotide messenger RNA. RefSeq names its product WW domain protein. NCBI's taxonomy places the organism in Eukaryota, Fungi, Ascomycota, Eurotiomycetes, Eurotiales, Aspergillaceae. Gene Ontology annotation, molecular function: protein binding. The record is from RefSeq and is a predicted model, not a curated record.